Molecule: messenger RNA, 3756 nt
Organism: Nicotiana tabacum (common tobacco)
Lineage: Eukaryota; Viridiplantae; Streptophyta; Magnoliopsida; Solanales; Solanaceae
Product: auxilin-related protein 1-like
Biological process (GO): clathrin coat disassembly; clathrin-dependent endocytosis
Cellular component (GO): intracellular membrane-bounded organelle; cytoplasm; vesicle
Molecular function (GO): clathrin binding
Source: RefSeq, a predicted model, not a curated record
AAUUGAAAGAGACGAGAGACAGGGAAAAAGGAAACCACACGACGGAGGUCGGAGGAAGAAUAGAACCAGUCACCGCCGAUACUUACUCCUUCCCUUCAAACCCUAAUUCAAUGUUCACUUUCUCUUUCUAAUCUCUCUCUAUCUCCAUUAUUGCUGCCUCGACUUUUUACAUAUACAUACAUAUUGUAUACGUAUAUGUAGCUUUUAAAAUAUAUAUGCAUCUAUAUAUUAAGAUUAUUAUUCAUGUCCUUCAUUCAUUCACAGCUAAUCAUCUGCAAGUUAAUUGACCAUAUUGCUCUUGCUGUUGCUUCCAGUUUACAGAUCUGUACAGCGACAAUUGCCCUGUUUCUAAGGGCAAUAUUGUAAAAUUCUGCCAGAUCUGCUGCGACUUGAAUAUUUCCAAUGGAUGAGCUCGAUGUGUUAGCUCGAGACUUCGGGUUCCGACCAGCAGGAAAAUCGGCACCGAUGAGAUCCGACGCCGGAGAUCGACGUUCCUCCUCCGUCCGAUCAACGACCUCUUCGCCAUUGUUUGAUGAUCCUGAUGGUACGUUAUUUAACGAUGUAUUUGGCGGGCCUCCUAAAUACACAAAUACUAGUGGCAAUAGCAAUAAGUCGGCGUCGAUGAACGAUUUCAAUUACGAUUCAAUUUUCAAGUCGGGGAAUGAAUCGAAGAGCAAUAACAAUAACGAUGACAACAUGAAAACAUCGUCGUUGCCUGUUUACGACAAGCCAGUAUACGACGAGGACAUAUUUGAUGGAUUACCGGGAGUAAAGAGUAAAUCAGUAUCUUCAUCCACGGCGAGAUUUGAAGACGAUGUUUUUGCUACAAUGACUUUGCCGCCUCAGAGGACUGAUAAUAAGAGUCAUUUUGAUGAUCUGUUGGGGAAUUUGGGGAGGAAAGAGAAGGUGGCUGAACCGAAGAGCGGCAAGAGCAGUGGUUCCACAGAGUUCGAUGAUUUACUAGCUGGCUUUGGGAGUGGCAGUCCUGCCACCAGUAGCAGGUCAUUUACAGAGUCAACUCAACCCUCCAAACCUGCUGGAAAUUCAAAUAGAAGCUCUAGUGUGUUUGAUGACCCUUUCGUAGUUUUAGAGUCUACCUCGGUGCCAGCAAAUUCUUCUCCCGGGGAGUUUUCAGAUCCACUGGAAGAGAUUGGUAAGCUUGGUAAAUCUGGAACUGCGAAAACUGAUGCUUCAUCAGUUAGUGGAGGGGUGUUUGAUGAUCUAGAUCCACUUAAUGUUUUUAAUAAUCCGGUUCAUCCACUUUCCCCUGAGAAGAAGACUGGAGGUAAGGACAGGAGCCCAUCAAAGGCUGGACCAGGAAGGAGUGAUGCACAUACCUCUACCUCUAGAGAAAAUAUUGGGACAUCAUCGUUUAGAUCUUCUGAAAGCCACUCACAGAAAAAGGUUCGUGGGGAUCAGGAGUCUCCUCUUUUUGGCAUGCCUUCAGAAGAUCCUCUGAGAUCUUUCAGUGAAGCUGCUCCACCUCCAUAUGCAGAUAAUGAUCUUCAAGAAUCAAACUUCCAAGUAGAUACAUCCCCAAGAUCAGAGGAACAAGUGCAGUCUUCUGAUGAUAUAUGGCUUACUGUAUCAGAGAUUCCUUUUUUUACACAACCUACAAGUGCUCCACCUCCGUCGCGACCACCGCCUCCAAUACCACAGCGCAGUUCAAAAUCAGAGGCAAGUUUCGUCGCUUCAAAUGCAAGAAGGAAGGGUGAUGGGUACUCCUCUUCCCCAAAUCACAACCAGUAUUCUCAGAGUCCUAAGCCUGUCCGUCCUGCAGUUAAAAGCCCUCCAGUCUCACAAUUGGAUGAACUUGAGGAUUUUGCCAGGGGUUGGCCCAGGAGUAACAGUGAUGAAAAUGCUGAUGCUCUUUCUGGAGAAGAGAUGAAUGCGAACUCUGUAGCUGCUGCCUCAGCAGCUGCAAUGAAGGAGGCUAUGGAUAGUGCCGAGGCCAAAUUUAGACAUGCUAAGGAAGUCCGAGAAAGGGAAUAUGCAAAAUCUGCUAAGAGUAAGGAAGCUGUACAUCUAGAAAGGGAUGAACAAGCAAUAAAUGAAGUGCAGGAACGAGAGUUUCAAGAAAACCAGGAGAGACUAGAAAAUGAGAGGCGACAGCGGGAAAAGGAAGAGGAAGAAAGAGCACAAAGGAAGCUUGAGAGAGAAAGGGAGAGAGCGAGGGAGCUUGAAAAAGAAAGGGCUAGGCAAGCGGUAGAAAGGGCUACUAGGGAAGCACGGGAAAGAGCAGCAGUUGGGGCACGUGACAGAGCAGCUGCUGAAGCUCGUUUAAAAGCAGAAAGAGCUGCUGUGGAGAAGGCUGCUGCUGAAGCUCGAGGACGGGCUGAAAGGGCUGCAGUUCAGAGAGCACAAGCAGAAGCUCGCGAAAGAGCUGCAGUAGAAGCUAAAGAAAGAGCUGAAAAGGCAGCUGCAGAAGCAAGGGAAAAAGAAGCGCGUGAAAAAGCUUCUGCUGUGAAAGCUGAGGCUGAGGCACGGCGACGGGCGGAACGAGCAGCAGUAGAAAGGGCAGCUGCAGAAGCUCGAGAAAGGGCAGCUGUAGAGGCUCGAGAAAGGGUAGCUGCUGCUGCAAGAAUGAACCAACAAAGGAAUGAUAAUGAUCUUGAGUCCUUUUUUAGUAUGGGUAGAGCCAGCAGUGCACCAAAGACGAGAGCGAGUACUCCAGACAAUGUAUUUGAUUCGCAAUUCCAGACUAAGGCAGGAUCUGAAGGGCCAAAAUCAACUUCUGGUGUAGCAUCCUCCAACAUGAGGAAAGCAUCUUCCACUACUAGUUUCGUGGAUGAUCUUUCUUCCAUUUUUGGAGCUUCUGCAUCAUCUGGAGAUUUCCAAGAUGUUGAAGGGGAAACUGAAGAAAGAAGAAGAGCCAGACUUGAACGCCACCAACGUACACAAGAGCGUGCGGCUAAAGCUUUGGCUGAAAAGAAUCAGCGUGACCUUCAAGUGCUGAGGGACCAGGAAGAAAGACAUAGAAUUGCUGAAACAUUAGAUUUUGAGAUCAAGCGAUGGGCUGCUGGAAAAGAGGGAAAUCUGCGUGCACUUCUAUCGACUUUGCAAUAUGUGCUUUGGCCUGAAUGUGGUUGGCAGUCUGUGUCCUUGACAGAUUUGAUAACGGGCGCCUCUGUCAAAAAAGUAUAUAGAAAAGCAACCCUAUGUAUUCAUCCUGAUAAGGUGCAGCAGAAAGGUGCCAACCUUCAACAAAAAUAUAUUGCCGAGAAGGUUUUUGACCUACUUAAGGAAGCAUGGAACAAAUUCAAUUCUGAGGAACUAUUCUAGAUGCUGCAUUUGAGUUAGCUGUAGCUCCCUUUUGGACUUUUCAAUUGAAGAGGUGGGUAAAUUUUCCUAAAGCAAGCUCGUCAUUGCGAUGCCUCUGAUAUCUAGCAUUCCCCAGCAUGUGGCGUUCGGUGGACUGCUAAAGAUGGUCUUUUUGGCCAUGACGAUAAAGUAAAUUUUUACUGUGUUGCUGUAAAUUGAUGUCAAUGCCAGAGUCAUGUGGGUAACUGGCACUUGAAGUAACUGGUUGGUGUAGAAUAGCAUUGUUUCCAAUCAUGUUAUGCUUCUAUAUUGCAUUUGGUCACCGUCUCUCUGCAUGUGAUCAUUUGUCCUCAAUAUUCUUUUUUGGUUUCUUUCCAGUUAAGCUUGCAUUUGUUUGUACUGUCAUUGUUGUUAGCUAUAUGCAACAUGGGAGGAGCAUUGUAAUAUUGUUGAGCUGAGUAUCACACAAGAUGUAAAAUCCUAUGUAAUUUCCUA